CUUUACUGGAAGUUCCUUCUCCAAUCUAACUCAAAUUAGAUAAAUUUGGAUUUUAAAAUUGGACUGAUUAAAAAUGAGUUGGAAACCUAGAGAAGGAGUUUACCUUGACUCCAAUUACGGUCUAAUCUAUCCAGAAGGUGCAACACAUUAUGAUGGGAUUCCUGAUGAUCUAAAAGAAAUUUUUCAUCCUCACUGGGGAACUUUUCCUCCGCAGCAUCCCAUGGUGAACCAUGUUGUUGGGUUUGCCUACAUAAUCCUGUGGUUAAUCUCCUUCUUUGGAAAUGGUUGUGUGGUCUACAUUUUUCUAAAGACCAAAAGCUUGAGAACUCCUACAAAUAUGUUCAUUGUGAAUCUGGCAGUGUCAGAUCUUUGUAUGAUGACAACUCAGGGACUUCCUGUUAGUUUUAAUGCUUUUGUUCAACGCUACUGGAUGUUUGGUGUUACAGGGUGUCAAGUGUAUGCAAUGCUGGGUGGAAUCUUUGGAACCAUUUCAAUUCUUUCCAUGGUCGUCAUUGGAUAUGAUAGAUACAAUGUUAUUUGCAAGGGAUUCAAUGGCGUAAAAAUUACUGCUGGAAAGGCUUUCGGAUUGAUUCUGUUCCUGUGGUUGUACAGUACUGCAGUGUGUGUUCCACCAUUCUUUGGCUGGGGUGGGUAUGCAACAGAAGGAACAUUGAUAACCUGUAGCUAUGAUUAUCUUACCCAGGACUGGAAUCACAAAAGCUUCAUGUUGUAUGCCUUCAUCUUUAACUACUGUACUCCAAUGAUAAUGGUUAUCUCAUUUUAUACUCAGAUUGUAAAGGCAGUUGUUAUGCAUGAAGCAGCAUUAAAAGCUCAAGCCAAAAAAAUGAAUGUAGAAUCCUUAAGAUCUGGAGAACAAGAAGGAGAUUCAGCAGAAGUAAAAAUUGCAAAGGUUGCUAUUACAAAUGUAAUGCUAUGGGUUUGUAUCUGGUCUCCCUACGCCAUAGUUGUUAUGAUUGGAUGCUUUGGGAACAUGCAACUUGUCACCCCAAUGGUUGCUGCUUUACCAUCCUUUUUAGCCAAGACAGCCUCAUGUCUAAAUCCUUUGGUUUAUGCAAUCUCUCAUCCGAAAUACAGAGAAGCUAUGGGUAAAGAGCUGCCUUGCUUGGGAAUUGGAGCUGCAGGAGCUCAGAAGUCUGAUGCUGCGUCUACAGUUGCCGUCAAAGCUUGAAAAAAUAUCUAUAAAGCCUGAAAACUACAAAUAAAACAGAAAAAAAUUA
Molecule: messenger RNA, 1238 nt
Organism: Eurytemora carolleeae
Lineage: Eukaryota; Metazoa; Arthropoda; Copepoda; Calanoida; Temoridae
Product: compound eye opsin BCRH2
Exons: 13
Coding region: 74-1189 (371 amino acids)
Biological process (GO): G protein-coupled receptor signaling pathway; visual perception
Cellular component (GO): membrane
Molecular function (GO): G protein-coupled receptor activity
Source: RefSeq, a predicted model, not a curated record